UCAUUUCUAUGUCAAAUCUCAAAUAUUCUUCUUCUGUGCUUCAACAAAGCUUAAAGCAAACCCAGAAAGAAGGUACUUCAAUCCAAAAAGGGGACCACAGGGCAGUGAAGGGCUUCAAUUUCUUCUGGUAAUUGAUUAAAAAUCCUAUCUUUUACCUUGUGCCAAUCUUACAGAAGGUUAUGAAUUUUGUUUGGAUCUGACUGAAAGAUUAGAGGUUUAUGCUUUGUUGGAAUAUCUACACUGUAAUGCUGGUGUUUAUGGUAUGAUUGUUGAAGUUAUCACUAUAUGAAUUAUGGGUUUUUUAUCUGAUGCUGGAAAGGUUCAAUCUUUUGGGUUGGGAAGCAUGGAUUGAGAGUUUGGAAAUUGGGGAUUAGGGUAGAAUCAUUGAAGUGAUAUUGGGUUGUUUAGGUUUUUGAGAACCAUGGAUGGUGCUGGGGAAGCUUCUGUUUCUGGGUCUGCAGUGUCUAGUGUGAAACCUAUGCGAAAUGGGUUUUCUGGUGAAGAUGAUAGGUGCCCCAAGCAAGUGUCGCCUAUUAGAGGCAGUGGGUCAAGGAAUACAAGCCCUUUGGGUUGUGUAAGGUCAAGAAACACUAGCCCUUCUAGGCAAAAGGUGGUUAAGACAAAGCCGAGGGGAUUAGAUGAGGAAACAGCUGCCACAUUUGGUAAAGCAGUGCACCCUGAUGUUCAAAUGGAGGAUAAUAUUUGGGCAAUGCUGCCUGAGGAUCUGUUGAAUGAGAUAUUAGCUAGGGUUCCACCGUUUAUGAUAUUCAGGCUCCGAUGUGUUUGUAAAAGAUGGAACGCCAUUCUACAAGAUAAAAGCUUCAUUAAGUUCCACUCGCAAGUGCCGUCUCAUGGGCCCUGUCUUCUCACGUUUUGGAAGAAUUCUCAAACUCCGCAAUGCUCAGUGUUCAGCUUGCCACUGAAAACAUGGUACAGGAUUCCAUUCACAUUUUUACCGCAGUGGGCGUUCUGGUUAGUUGGCUCUUCUGCUGGUCUAGUUUGCUUCUCAGGGCUUGAUGGCUUAGUUUUUAAAACCUUAGUGUGCAACCCUCUAACACAAACUUGGAGAACUCUGCCUAGUAUGCAUUAUAAUCAGCAAAGGCAGCUGAUAAUGGUUGUUGAUAGGAAGGAUCGAUCAUUUAAAGUUAUAGCCACUAGUGAUAUCUAUGGUGACAAAUCCUUGCCCACUGAAGUGUAUGAUUCGAAACUCAAUAUUUGGUCAAUUCACCAGAUAAUGCCUGCAGUUAAUCUAUGCUCUUCAAAGAUGGCAUAUUGUGACUCAAGAUUGUAUUUGGAAACUCUUUCUCCACUUGGUCUGAUGAUGUAUCGGCUGGACACAGGUUACUGGGAACAUAUUCCAGCUAAGUUCCCUCGAUCAUUACUGGAUGGUUAUUUGGUUGCUGGCACCCAGAAGCGUCUGUUUCUAGUUGGAAGAAUCGGUCUCUAUAGUACUCUUCAGAGUAUGAGAAUUUGGGAAUUGGAUCAUACGAAAUUUAUGUGGGUGGAGAUCAGCAGGAUGCCGCCAAAGUACUUUCGGUCUUUGUUAAGGUUAUCAGCUGAGAGAUUUGAGUGCUCCGGACAGGAUAACUUAAUCUGCUUCACAUCUUGGAACCAAGGGAAGGGCCUUCUUUAUGACGUGGAUAAGAAGAUGUGGUCUUGGAUUGCAGGCUGUGCUCUUCAGUCAUACAACAGCCAGGUUUGUUUUUAUGAGCCAAGAUUUGAUGCUUCCAUCUACUAAAGCUGAAAGUACUGCUUUGCAGUUCUUAAAUCAAUCAAGGAAAUUGACGAGGGGAUAUCUUCUCUAGUCAGCAUCUCUCUCUUGAUUCAUUCUUGGCUAAUCAUUUUACUGCGGCUCUAUUGCAAUGACAAUGCGGAUGCAUUUCCGACUACAUUUUUGUCGAUGACAUUUCAUUGGAUGCAAAUUGCGAGCUUAUAACCCCAAUCAAGGGAUCCUUGACGUCGAAUGACUGAACAAGGUUUUAGUUGGAGACUGAGGCUUUAAAAAGUGAACAUGGGCCAGGCGAAGAAUUGUAAGAUGGCAAUUUUUCCAACUCUUGUACACUUUAUAAAAUCUCUAUCAUAUCCAACUUGUAAUAAAUCUUCAAUCUUCGUGGUGCCUUGCUCAUUCCAUUUAGUCAUUUACUAUCUGAUAACCUUUUCGCAUGGUUUGUGCUUUUGUUCCAAGUUCAU
Molecule: messenger RNA, 2190 nt
Organism: Argentina anserina (silverweed cinquefoil)
Lineage: Eukaryota; Viridiplantae; Streptophyta; Magnoliopsida; Rosales; Rosaceae
Product: F-box/kelch-repeat protein At5g15710
Exons: 1
Coding region: 422-1738 (438 amino acids)
Molecular function (GO): protein binding
Source: RefSeq, a predicted model, not a curated record